This is a messenger RNA of Styela clava, 1243 nucleotides long. NCBI's taxonomy places the organism in Eukaryota, Metazoa, Chordata, Ascidiacea, Stolidobranchia, Styelidae. The record is from RefSeq and is a predicted model, not a curated record.
UUCAGAACUUUUAGCUAAUAUUCAAUUAAUUUACACCUAACUCGCUAAAUUCAUGAUGACUUUUGCAACAAUGAUUACCGUGUUUGUGAUUUUGUUCGCGUUCAAUAUCACAAGCGGCAGAAGGUUGGACACUUGGGACAAGAUGCCUGAGAAGACCGUGCAAUGUUUUCUUGAUUGUGAGAGACCUGAUAGUUGUUAUCAACUAGAAGAAUUGUUCAACUAUGCGUAUGAACGAACUGAGAAUUGCACAGAAUGCUUGCAUGAAAAUAAAUGCUCUGAUGUUCAUUCGCCAUUCUUUCAUGAUUGCGUUCUUCAUUCUCAUUCAAAAUGUUUGGAUACUUGUGACCUCACAAUAGAAGCAGCUCUACGGUUACAAACAUGCCAUAACUGCAGAAGAAACUGUAUGGAACCAGACCUUGAGAUAUUGUUGGAAGUGACAUCGAAUUGCCUGGAAGGAUGCAAAAGCAAGUAUUCAUGCGCUCCUGAACCUGAUGCGAUCUGCAACCACAAGAUUCUUGAGAGAUGCCACGGUCGAGGACCUGCUUGUUACGUACACGCUCGCUGUAAGAUUCCAGAGUGCCCUCCAGUGGAUGAUUGGAGAAGUAUGAUGAAAUGUAAAAGAUGUUACAGAGAAUGUGGAACAGGCAUUACUGGAGGACCAGGAACAUAUUUUGUCAGCGAAGGAUUGAAAUUUAUCAAUGAAACAACGGCGAUGUAUAUCGAUGAAGAAUAUUGGAGAAAAUAAUCAAAACCCAAGGCCUAAACCAAUUUAUUGUCAUUUCUCUGAUUUCUCGGACAAGCUUACGAUAGUCCAACCCUAUUGCAGAUCUCUGAAAUAGACUUGAAGUAGUCAAACCCAAUCGAUGCCAUAAAAAAUUGUAACCUUGAUAUCCCUUCCUUUUUUAAACUUGAGCUUGACAAAUUCAAAAUCUGAAUUUGAAUCCAAACACCCUCACUAAUAAUUCGGUUGGGAGAAGAGUUGGAAGUUUCAAAGAAAUAAAAAAUAUUUUCUGCACCCAUUUUAUUGCACCUUAAAUUGCACCCUCAUGUUUUUUAUUAAUUAUUUUCAGUGGUAUAAUUUUUUAAUGCUUUUUUAUUAAACUUUUAUUGCAUUUACUACAUUCAUUUUUAGCGAUUACUUUCACAUAAAUUUCUUCCCAGAGCAUUUCUGAGAGUGAUUUUUAUUUCUCGUUGUUUUUAUUCUUUUUUAAAAUCUAAAUAAACAUCACAAACAUUAGCUUGA